AUGCCGUACAACACGCGUCGCAAAUCAUUGUCCCUGCCCAGCCUGGGUAUACACAUUCCCGUGACGCACGCUGCUCGCGCUGCCGCUGCCUCAACAAAGGCCCCGAGAAGACCUCCCUCUCCGUCGUCAUCGUCAUCGUCAUCUUCUCCAGCUACGUCGGCGCAUCUUUCAGACCCUUCAGUCGAUGCUAUGGACUCACAUCCAAGCAAGCGCCUCAAGCGAUCACACGGUGCCACCUCUGCGCCCGCUGAAGGCAUCGUCGAGCAAACGCCUCCUCCUUCGCCCACCCCGGCCACCAGCGUCGACAUGUCCGACUUGGACGCGAUACGCAAGGUUGAUCUCGAGGGUAUUAAUGAUGACAUUGUUGAGGCCUCAAUUGUUCAGCUGCAGUCGACAGCUAACAGACCGCACCUCAUCAAAGAAUUGGCGACUGUUCUCACCCAGACAUUGUCUUCUGUCCAACAAUCUGCCAAUCCGUGCGCCAUCAUCUCCUCCCGCUUAUCCUCAUACAUGAAACGGCCGUGCUGGACUGCUCUUGUUCCCUGCCCCCUGGCUAAAGAACUCGAGACUGUUCACCCCCGCCGCACGUACUUUUUUCUCACUACUUGCCCGCGACAGCCUCUUCCGGAUUCCAGCAUCACUCAGCCAAUCAAUCUCCCUGCUAUCGUCUCUCCCUCCGUAUCUUUGACCGAUGAUUCUGGAUCUGACGAUGUUGAUGGUCGCCGAAGAGAGUUGAGUCCUUCCCCUGAGGUAGACCUUUCGUCGCCGGAGUUUGGUGACAUGGAGGACGACGUGGGCAUGCCAAUUACGCCCAUGGGUUCUUUCAAAACUCACAAUAAUCACUUGAGACAUGGAAGAGACUUGCGCCGGGACUCUCCGCCUUUGGAAACUGAUGAACGCGAGUUCACACAAACUGCAGACGUUCUUCAAAAACGUAAAUUUACCCACGACAACACUCCUACUAGUUCUGAGACUGCCGAGCGUAACCCUACUAUUGAGUACGGCUAUCGCGACGAUAUGUGGUUCGGCGACCGUGCUCUUCCGACCGCUGCCUUUUUGACCAGUCCGGCUAUCAAGCCGAGUCCCUUGUCGACAAUGCGCAAAGACGACGAUGCUGACAGCUGGCUGAAGCUCAAUUUGCUCUUUGAAUGGGAUAGAACCGCAGAAAGCAUCGAGAUCGACGAGCUUGACUGCCUGUUGGACACUUGCUGA
Molecule: messenger RNA, 1212 nt
Organism: Metarhizium robertsii ARSEF 23
Lineage: Eukaryota; Fungi; Ascomycota; Sordariomycetes; Hypocreales; Clavicipitaceae
Product: mucin
Exons: 2
Coding region: 1-1212 (403 amino acids)
Source: RefSeq, a predicted model, not a curated record